Molecule: messenger RNA, 5152 nt
Organism: Megalops cyprinoides (Indo-Pacific tarpon)
Lineage: Eukaryota; Metazoa; Chordata; Actinopteri; Elopiformes; Megalopidae
Gene: eps15
Product: epidermal growth factor receptor pathway substrate 15
Exons: 25
Coding region: 35-3184 (1049 amino acids)
Biological process (GO): endocytosis; endosomal transport
Cellular component (GO): clathrin coat of coated pit; plasma membrane; cytoplasm
Molecular function (GO): cadherin binding; calcium ion binding
Source: RefSeq, a predicted model, not a curated record
CGCAACGGGAUGGACUAGUGGGAACAGAAACAUUAUGGCUGCCAGUCUUUCCCUGACUCAGCUUUCAAGUGGAAAUCCUGUCUAUGACAAAUACUAUCGACAGGUGGACCCAUCUGGUAGCGGACGUGUGGCGGCCGCUGAUGCGGCCUUGUUCCUGAAGAAGUCCGGCCUUGCAGACCUGGUCCUAGGCAGGAUAUGGGACUUGGCAGAUGUAGAACGAAAGGGCUCGUUGAACAAACAGCAAUUCUUCAUAGCCCUGCGAUUAGUGGCUUGCGCGCAAAAUGGAAUGGAGGUGGCGCUCAAGAGCCUCAACGUGGCCGUUCCUCCCCCCAAGUUUCAUGACACCAGCAGUCCGCUCCUCCCUGCUGGGGGCGUGGCCAUCGACGGCCCAUGGGUGAUAAAGUCAGAGGAAAAAAUGAAGUAUGACGCCAUCUUCGACAGCCUCUCCCCAGUCGGAGGCAUGCUGACAGGGGAGAAAGUCAAACCGGUGCUGCUUAACUCCAAACUUCCCGUGGACGUCCUGGGUCGGGUGUGGGAGCUGAGUGACAUCGACAGGGAUGGCAUGUUGGACAGAGAUGAGUUUGCAGUGGCCAUGUACCUGGUCUACCGAGCUCUGGAGCAGGAGCCAGUGCCCAUGUCUCUGCCGGGCCCCCUGGUGCCCCCAUCCAAGCGGAAGAAAUCCAUUGGGGCCCCCAUAAUGCCCCUGUUGCCCUCACCCCCUUCCCACAAAGACAGUCGCUCUUCCCAGACCAUGACCAAAACGUUGCCUCCAAAAGCUGGAGUGACUCAGUGGGUAGUGUCUCCCGCAGACAAAGCUAAGUACGAUGAGGUGUUCACUAAAACGGACAGUGACAUGGACGGUCUGGUGUCCGGGCCAGAGGUGCGAGACAUUUUCCUGAAGACCGGGCUGCCCUCCACCACCCUGGCACGGAUCUGGGAACUGUGUGACGUCAAUGACAUGGGGAAGCUGACUAGAGAGCAGUUUGCUCUGGCUCUACAUUUGAUCAACCAGAAGUUGCACAAGGGGAUUGACCCACCCCAGGUCCUUCCUCCCGAAAUGAUCCCUCCCUCCGACAGACUGGCACGACAGAACAACGCGGUACCCAGCCAGGCCGCGGACUUCUCUGCCAUCAAGGAACUGGACUCCCUCAGCAAUGAGAUAGUGGACCUGCAGAGGGAGAAGAGCUCGGUGGAGCAGGAAAUCAAAGAGAAGGAGGAGAGCAUCAGGCAGAGGAGCAGCGAAGUCCAGGACCUCCAGGAUGAGGUGCAGCGGGAGAGCGGGGAGCUGCAGCGGCUGCAGACCCAGCGGCAGGAGAUCCAGGAGGCGCUGGAUAAGCUGGACGUGCAGAAGGCUGCGCUGGAGGAGCAGCUGGGGCAGAUCCGCCAGCAGUGCAGCCAGGAGAACCAGCUGAUCCUUUCCCUGCAGGCGGAGCAGGUGGAGCAGGAGCAGAAGAUCGGGGAGUACGAGGAGGAGCUGGCGCGGGCGCGGGAGGAGCUGCGGCGCCUGCAGGAUGAGACGGCCCGCAUGGAGGAGAGGGUGGAGGCGGCGCGCGCCCAGCUCAACCCCCUGCAGGACUCCGUCAGGGAGUCCUACUCAGAGGUCUCUCAGGUGCAGCAGAAGCUGACUGAGCUGCAGACGGAGGAGAGGGACGUCACCUCACAGCUCAGCUGGCAGAAGAGCCUGUUGGAGGAGCCAGUGCUGGUCAACGGGGCAUCUGACGAGGCCCACGAGGAUCAGCGGGAGGAGGAGAGAGAAGAGCAGGAGCAGCCACAGCAGGAUCAGGAGCAGGAUCAGGAGCAGGAGCAGCAGCAGCAGCAGCAGCAGCAGCAGGAAGAGGGGCCGAAGCCCAAGGCUAACGAGGAACAGGAGCCUGCACCUGAGACGGAGGAGGACCUCUAUAGCGGCGCUCCUCAGGAGACCCAGGAAAGCGGUAGUUCCUUGUCCUUAGCUGAAAUCCCAUCAGAAGUGAAAGAAGAGAAGGAGCAGUCACCCAGUGGUAGCAGUCCAAAGCCGGUGGAGUCCCCAGAGCCAGAGAAGAGAGCUGAGCCCUCCCAGCCUCCCCAGCCAGCACCAGCCCUGCAGACGGCCCCCAUCGUCACCGGGCUGGACUUCUUCCAGGCAGACCCUUUCAAUGACCAUGAUCCAUUCAAAGAUGACCCCUUUGCAAAAGUGGACGUCUCAGAUCCUUUCGGUGGAGACCCUUUCAAGGGCACGGACCCCUUCGCGGCAGACACUUUCUUCAAGCAGCCUUCUGCUGACCCCUUCACGUCUGAUGACCCCUUCACCUCCGCCGACCCCUUCAGUGGCACCACCAGUCCGGCGGAGCCAGACCCCUUCAGCUGCCAGCUCAACAACGCAGCUGGACCAGACCCCUUUGCUUCAAAUCUCAGCAGCACAGCUGGAAUGGACCCGUUUGGCUCCAAAGUCAACAGUCUAGCCGACGCUGACCCGUUUGGCUCCAAGAGCAACAAUGCGGCCGACCCCGACCCGUUCGGCUCCAACAUCAGCCUCUCGGCUGGGCCCGACCCCUUCACCUCCUCCCCGCCUUGCAUGGACCUCCCCACGAAGGACCUGUCUGCAGUGGCGAAUGACCCCUUUGCUCCAGGAGGCACCACAGUAAACCUGCCCUCUGACCCAGACCCCUUCGCUGCUGUGUUUGGGAACGAGACCUUCGUAGGGGGAUUUGCGGAUUUCAGCGCUCUGUCGAAGUCGAACGGUGCUGACCCUUUCAGCCCCUGCACCACUCCGAGCAGCAAGAAUUUGUUUAAGGAGGAUAGUCAGUCAAGUAGCCCCGACGUGCCCCCGGCCCUGCCCCCCAAGACGGGCACUCCCACCAGGCCUCCCCCACCUCCUCCUGGCAAAAGGUCCACAAUUUCUAGAUCAGAGUCUUCCGACUCUUUCCACCGGAGGGCGCCCUUUUUGCCGCAGGGCUCAGGAGACUCUGCCACGCUGCCCGCCAAGGACGCAGCCCCGGAUCCUUUCGCCCCGUCCUCUCCCCGCCAGCCUUCCCGGGACCCUGACAGAUUUGCCAGCUUUGACAAAUACCCCACAGAGGAGGACAUGAUUGAGUGGGCCAAGCGGGAGAGCGAGCGGGAGGAGAAGGAGCGCCUGGCCCGCCUGACGCAGCAGGAGCAGGAGGACCUGGAGCUGGCCAUCGCCCUCAGCAAGUCGGAGCUCUCCUGAGGCCUGCCCCUGCGGCAGGCCGCUCUCACCAAAGGAGGAAGGAAGUGGCCAAACUGAACUGAAGGGCCAGCCCCGCCCCAGGAUGGGGAAAAUAUUUCACCCCUCCACCAACCACCAUCUCACUCAACUCAUCCACCGUGUCACUGUCCGCAUUACCAGUUCUAGGGUUCCCGAUUCAGUACCGGUCCUGCUUCAUUUUGUGGUCUGUGGGAUUGGGGAGGGAGGGAGGGAGUCUCAGAAGCCUUUUAAGGGACUCUUUUAGAAUAGAUUCCCAUUGCCUUCCUGGCAAAGGGAUGGGCAGGCCAUCCAGUGGAUGCCCAUGUAGAGCCAUGAAGUGAGACCCUUCCUCUCCCGGUUCUCUUAUCUAAUUUCAACUGCCUCUACAACUACAGCAAAUAGGGGCCAGUUGUUGGAUGGAUUGAUUCUACUUUCUUCCACUUUCACUAGCUUUUCAGCACAGUCCACGCACAUGUCAAGACUUUACCCCAUAUGCACAGCCUCAGUAAAUUCCCACUGAAAAAAGCCUGCCAGGGCUGUUACAUUUGUCAAUUUAACCAUUACAGAAAACGGGUAAUACUGAUUGGCUGCUGAUCCGUCAUUCAGUGGCCAGAGCCUAGGACUUUGUCACAAAGUCUUUUCUGAAGGUUUACUUGAAGUGGAGAGAUGAACCAGCUCCCAGCUUUUCUGUUUUGCCCAGAUUCCCGAGAUCUGCAGUUAGCUGUAGAAGCAUUUGCUUGAUGAUGUGGUGUGGAAAGUGCUGAGUUUCUCAAACAGGCAAUAACAGCAAAUAUUAAGAGGGACAGUGACAUCAGAUUAUACAGUGGUAGCCAGUGGCCCACAAUGGGCACCUGUUUAAAGAGGGGGCAGUUUUAAUUUGAUUCUUCAUCAUUGUUGGUGCCUCAUUGUGAUUAUCCCUAAUUACUUGCUCUUGUAGCACGUUUCAGCAUAAUACAGUGUACUCUGCGUGCCUGAUUGAUGUUUUGUCACUUGUAAACGUUGUUGCUCUUACGUUGUGUAUGCUUGAAUAUCAACUGCUAUCAGGUGAUUGCCUGCAGUGCGGAUGCUCAACUGGUCUAAAGUACCCUGUAAUCCAGUUUGCGUAAUCAUAACUGAAGGUGGUUUGUGUGUGGGGAAUGUGUGUUAGGCUGAGAUUGGUAGGGAAUGGUUUAUUUGGUCAGGGGCAAAAAGUGAAUUGUAUUAUAAAACAGGGUAUUCCCUAUUUUGUACAUCUUGAAAACAUAAUGCACCAAGCUCUUCCAUAUCGAUCUGACCAGGUUUCACAUGGAGGAAAUGUGUUGAUGCACCGCCUAGUGAACGGUGUAGAAAACUCAAAACAACCAUGUAUAUUUCCUCUGCCAGUUCAUCUUGGGGUCUGAGAUCCAUACUCCUACAUAAAGUUGGCAUGCAUAGCAGGGUAGCGUUAUUUGAUUGAAGCGGAAAUUGCUACUGUAUGUGGCGUUGACCGAGACUGCAGUAGAUUUCGAUUCCACCUGAUUGUAUGAAAACAUAUAACUCAGUUUAUAUCAUACUCAGCUGCUCAGCUCCUGAUAAAACAUUUUCCCCCCCUUUUUUUUCGCUUUGUCUGUACUGGCCUUUCUUGUUAUAUUAUGUGCCAAAAAGACCACUGUGAGGAAGGACCCUCAAAACAUACAUUUAUGGAUAGCUAAGGAUAUGCUCACCAUGAAAUUGUUGCAUCUAGCUCAGCAUUAGUGAUUAUGUUGCACUCAUUGGGUCGUCCUGCAUGUAAUUCUCUUAUUUCCCCUUUCCUAUUAGCUGUCAUUGGAACAAUAUUUACGCCAUACUGAGGCUGACAAACCACUAAGGUUUUUCUUUUUUAAAUAGAGCCCAGAGAAAUCUGUGCAUAGCUCUUAAUGUUGGUGCAUUAUAGGUGCAGGCAAUUACAUCUGUUUUAUCUGCCUACACAAGCAACUCAUUGUGUACUUAAGACCCCAUUUAUUAUUGUGUAAU